Messenger RNA from Rotaria sp. Silwood1, 360 nucleotides. The record is from the annotation of a GenBank genome assembly. Lineage: Eukaryota; Metazoa; Rotifera; Eurotatoria; Philodinida; Philodinidae.
AUGACAACUGAUACACCUGUAAAAAAAACUGGCGAAUAUUACACUAGAAGCAUCUCUAGUGUACAAAUUUGCGAUAUCAUUACUAUAAGAAUCUUAAACUCAUACACCAUAGCAGUAACAAUACGCUCGACAACGACGUCGAUACUAACGCAGACAUUAACGACAACAACGACGACACGGUCGACAACGAAAACAACACAACCAACAACACGAUUGACAACAAGAAUAACAGCAACACAAACAACAACAGUAACAACAACAUCAACAACAAUAACAACAAUAACAUCAACAACAAUAACAACAAUAACAUCAACAACAAUAAUAACAACGCGCUCAACAACAACAACAAUCCGUGAGUAG